Messenger RNA from Guyanagaster necrorhizus, 579 nucleotides. RefSeq lists its product as uncharacterized. Lineage: Eukaryota; Fungi; Basidiomycota; Agaricomycetes; Agaricales; Physalacriaceae. The transcript is spliced from 2 exons. Gene Ontology annotation, cellular component: nucleus. The record is from RefSeq and is a predicted model, not a curated record. Bases 1 to 429 code for a protein of 142 amino acids. Gene Ontology annotation, molecular function: protein phosphatase 1 binding; protein serine/threonine phosphatase inhibitor activity.
AUGUCGUCCAGAACACAAGUGCGGUCCUCCACUUCUGCACCAAAUGACGGGUCACGGACUAUCACCGUCACCAAUGCGCCGCCCAGCGAAGCCUCGUCGAGCGCACCCAACGUUGGUUCCCUCCGUCUCAGGGGUGCACGUCGCAAACCCAGGGUUGCAUGGAGCGAGGAUGUAGUCGAUAACGAAGGCUGUGGGAAGAAGAAGAGCAAGAUCUGCUGCAUAUACCACAAACCGAGACGGUUCGACGAGUCGUCGGAUGAAGAUUCGUCGUCGGAUGACAGCGAUUCUGACGAAGGCUGUUCAUGUGGAGACCUUAACCAUUCACACAGAGGAAAGAGCAGGAAAACUGACAUGGACCACCCAGAGUCGAAUGCCUACGAAUCUGUGCCAAGCAAUCCAUCGAAAGACAAAGGAAGGGUAGACAACUGAGCAGAGGCUUAUGGAGUUUGUUAGAGAUAACAGUUGCACUUUAUAUAUACCAUUGUACAUUAAUCCCAUUUCAAGUUGGCGAAGGUGCUUGUCCCACGACGAUGUAACGAGUAUCUCAUAGCAUGGUGCAUAAUACAUAACGAGACCUAU